Molecule: messenger RNA, 894 nt
Organism: Acanthosepion pharaonis
Lineage: Eukaryota; Metazoa; Mollusca; Cephalopoda; Sepiida; Sepiidae
Source: the annotation of a GenBank genome assembly
AUGGCGUCGUUAAAAGAAAGGCGAAAUUUUCGUAAACGACGUUGUUCUUCAUCUUCCGAAAGUGAUAGUGAGAAUGAAGAGGCAAACACUGAAACAACGGGAAUCACAUAUUCAGUUGAUGACAUAAAAAACUUACAAAAACUUCGAGAGAAACCAAAAGGUGUUAAUGCAGUCAGUUUAGCCUUUGGUAAGAAAACAAAGAAAGAAGAAGUUGAAGCUAAUGAUCCUUUCAAAAUGAAAACUGGUGGAAUGGUUGACAUGAAAGUCCUGAAAAGUGGCACGUCAUUACAAGGAGAAGAUAUAGAAUCCAUUGGUACAGCUUUUGCUGCUGAAACGAACAUUCGAGAUGAAGAUGCUGAAAUGUUAAAAUAUGUUGAAGAAGAACUUGCCAAAAAGAAGGGACAUCAUACGUUUCGAGCACAGGAGAAAAAUGUUCCUGCUGAAGAUGCUCUCUAUCAACUUCCUGAUAAUCUUAAGGUCGAAUCCUCAACCAAGAAGAGUGAAGAUAUGUUGUCCAACCAGAUGUUGUCUGGAAUUCCUGAAGUAGAUUUGGGAAUAGAAGCCAAGAUCAGGAAUAUUGAACACACAGAGGAUGCGAAACAGAAACUGAUACAAGAGAUGAGAAAGAAGAAAGACAGUGAAGUUUCAGAAUUUGUCCCUACAAAUAUGGCUGUCAACUUUGUACAGCAUAAUCGCUUCACAAUUGAAGAGAAUGGACCCAGGCUUAAAGAUGAUCAAUCAGCCUUGAAACCAAAACUACUGAGAGUUGGAGAUGCAGAGAAAAUAGGCAAAGAUACUGAGAAAGCCUCCCACAGAGCAGCUGUUGAACCAGAAGAGAAGGCCACUGAUGAUUUCCAUUAUGAACGAUUUAAAAAGCAGAUGCGAAGAUACUAA